Drosophila takahashii is the source of this 1648-nucleotide messenger RNA. RefSeq names its product PHAF1 protein CG7083. NCBI's taxonomy places the organism in Eukaryota, Metazoa, Arthropoda, Insecta, Diptera, Drosophilidae. The record is from RefSeq and is a predicted model, not a curated record. Gene Ontology annotation, cellular component: trans-Golgi network. Gene Ontology annotation, biological process: Golgi to plasma membrane protein transport.
GCAACGCCGCGCAUUUGUUAUUAUCUCAUUUUUUCUGCUGCGCAUUUCGCCUUUGUCCGAAAUAUUAGAAGAAAACAAUACAAUUUAACGCUGCGCCAAAGGGCACGACAAGUAGUUGAGAGGCGAAAAAUUAAACAAUUUCCCAGACGUUGCGUAAUUUCAUAAAAAUAAACAAAGGCGUUAGCAUCGAGAGCGAAAUCCCAAGAACUCAAGAACCCAAGAGCAAACAAUUGAAAAACAGAAAGUUUGACCAACAAAUUGCGCAUAUAUUCGUUUAAAUAUAUUCGCAAUCCGCAGCUGAUUUCGCACAUCAAGGCAAAAUGCUCGAUCUGGAGAUCCUGCCGGAGAACUCCUUGGGCUGCGACGCCUGGGAAUUCGUGCUGGGCAUGCACUUCUCGCAGGCCAUCGCCAUCAUCCAGUCGCAGGUGGGCAUCAUCAAGGGUGUCCAGGUGCUCUACUCCGAUACGAAUCCUUUGGGCGUGGAUAUCAUCAUCAAUCUGCCGCAGGAUGGCGUUCGCCUGAUCUUCGAUCCAGUCAUUCAGCGCCUGAAAACCAUCGAGGUGUUCAACAUGAAGCUGGUGAAGCUGCGCUACGGCGGCGUCUACUUCAACUCGCCGGAGGUGCUGCCCAGCAUCGAGCAGAUCGAGCACUCCUUUGGGGCCACCCAUCCUGGGGUUUAUGAUGCAGCCAAGCAGCUCUUUGCUUUGCAUUUCCGCGGCCUGAGCUUCUAUUUUCCCGUGGACAGCAAACUGCAUUCGGGUUACGCCCAUGGAUUGGGCUCGCUGGUCUUCCUGAACGGCGCCUCGCCUGUUGUCUCCAAAAUGUCCCUCUAUGCGGGCAGCAAUGUGGCGGAGAACAGGGCUCCCUCGCUGCCUUUGGCCUGCUAUCACCGCCAGAUGUACCUGGAAUCGGCCACCGUUCUGCGCACCUCCUUUGGCCACACGAAGGGCUUGAAGCUGAAGCUCUUUACAGAGGGUUCGGGACGCGCCUUGGAGCCCCGCCGCCAGUGCUUCACGCGGGAACUGCUCUUCGGCGACAGCUGCGAGGAUGUGGCCACCAGUUUGGGUGCUCCGAAUCGCAUCUUCUUCAAGAGCGAGGACAAGAUGAAGAUACACAGCUCGAGUGUGAAUCGACAGGCGCAGAGCAAGCGCAGCGACAUCUUCUUCAACUACUUUACCCUCGGCAUCGAUGUGCUGUUCGAUGCGCGAACGCAGACCUGCAAGAAGUUCAUACUGCACACCAAUUAUCCGGGGCACUUCAACUUCAAUAUGUACCAUCGCUGCGAGUUCCAGUUCCUGCUGCAGGCCGAUCAUCCCUCGAUGAGCGACAGUGGCCAUGAUUUGGUGACGCCCACGAAGCAGGAGCAUGUUAAUAUUAGCGCCUACACGAAAUGGGACGAGAUCAGCAGCGCACUGGCCACCUCCGAGCGGCCGGUGGUGCUGCAUCGCGCUAGCUCGACGAACACGGCGAAUCCGUUUGGAUCGACCUUCUGCUACGGCUACCAGGACCUGAUCUUCGAGGUGAUGCCGAAUAGCCACAUUGCCUCGGUGACGCUCUACAACACGGCGCCGCCCAGGCAGCCCGCGCACUCGUGGCAGCAGCACAAGAUGCAGGACAUCCGCUUAACGGUGGCUUAGAAAAGAGGUGU